Messenger RNA from Diorhabda carinulata, 2821 nucleotides. Its product is annotated as protein yellow-like. Lineage: Eukaryota; Metazoa; Arthropoda; Insecta; Coleoptera; Chrysomelidae. Gene Ontology annotation, cellular component: extracellular region. The record is from RefSeq and is a predicted model, not a curated record. Bases 8 to 2803 code for a protein of 931 amino acids. The transcript is spliced from 14 exons.
GUUUAAAAUGGUAACUACAAUUGGCAGAUUAUUUUGCCUGGCGCUUGUUUUAUAUAUCUUGCCGAAGCCGACGUUUUCGCAGAAGGGAACGACAAAAAAAUUCUCUAUUCUAUACGAAUUUUCUUAUUUGGAAUUUGAUUAUUCCUCAAGUCGAUAUAGAGAAGCUGCCAUCAAAUCUGGUGAAUAUAUACCAGGAAAACUUGCUCCAAUCGACACUGACGCGUAUUUCAAUCCAAAAACCAACCAAAAAACAACGUUUAUCACAAUUCCCAGAUUUCAAGACGGCGUACCUGCUACGUUAGGAACCGUAUUUAAAAAUAGUAGCGGAUAUCCUAUCAUUAAACCGUAUCCUUCUUGGGAUUGGUUCAAAAAUCCUACAUCUUGCAACAAACAGAGGAUUGUAUCAGUUUACAGGAUCAUGGUAGAUUCGUGUGAACGAUUAUGGGUAAUGGAUGGAGCACAGAUUGGAGAAAAAGUGGCGUGUCCACCACAAAUAAUGGCUUUCGAUUUGAAAACGGAUAAAUUGAUAAGUACAUAUGAAUUACCGCAGGAUCAGUGGACCGAAAACUCGACAUUUGUAACUCCAAUUAUUGACAUUGUGAAUCGUAAAAAUAGAUGCGAAAACACUUUUGUUUAUAUGGCCGAUUGUACUGGUUAUUCACUAGUCGUAUACGAUCACAAAAAAAGAAUUUCUUGGAUUGUCAAAGACGAAACAAUGAAACCGGAUCCAGAUUUCGAAACGUUCUCUAUUGCAGGUCAAUCGUUUCAAUUACAGGACGGAAUAUUAGGUUUAGCUUUAGCUCCAAGUGUUCCCGUAUACGGAAAACGUUUAUUCUAUCACGCCAUGUCGAGUGAAAUCGAAACUUGGGUCAGAACUUCCGAUCUACAGAACCAGCAGCUUUUUACUGACAGUCAAACUUCAUAUUCCCACAUUUUUUACACCUUCAAAGGUACACGCCAUACGCAAAGCGCAGCCGAAGCUAUAGAUAAAGAUGGAGUUUUAUAUUUUGGUUUAAUGUCGAAUAUAUCAGUGGGUUGUUUUGAUACGAGAGGCGAAUACGGCUUACCGGGGAAUUAUUCAGAUGUAGUAGCUCGUAAUGAGGAAACUUUACAGUUCAUUAGUGGCGCCAAAGUAAUAGCCCAGUCCCCAGACGUCGAAUAUCUACAAAUAAUAUCCUCCAGGUUCCAGAAAGUUGCUACAGAUACUUUGAACCCUGCUGAAAUUAAUUUUAGAAUACAAACAGCUUGUGUGAGGAAUUUGAAAGUUGGUACUAAAUGCGAUCGAAAAUAUAACGGAAACAAAUAUACGUCGAAAAUGGUUACAGCAGAUAACUGGUUUCAAAAUUGGCAUCCGCCUGCUCUAAUCACCGAUCACCAACCGAUACAAACCCCAUUAGAUUUCGGAAAUUUCAGUGCUGGAUACGACUACGGCUUCAAAACAACGAAGGUUCCUGAAUUUGGACCCAACACGUUUUUGACUUAUCUCAUGUCACUUAGUGUCGCGAGACCACAAACUUCAAAUUUUGCAAUUCCAGACUCACCAACGCAAAGAUUUAUAAACAGAAACACACCGGUACCAUUAGAAACAACUGGUCCUUUCAAAACUUGGUACUAUUGGAGUACUUUGGAUUUUGCUUAUCCAACUAGAGUUGAUAGAGAAAUUGCCAUAGCAAAUAAGGAAUUUAUUCCAGAAAAUAAUCUUCCCUUAGGUUUAGAAAUUUAUGGAGAUCGUAUUUUUGUUUCCAUGCCUAAAUGGAAACCAGGAGUACCGGCUACGUUAGCAGUUAUACCGAAAGUACCAAGGGAAGCAUCUCCAAAACUGGUACCUUAUCCAAAUUGGGAAUGGCAUAAUGGUGGUUUUUGCGACAGCAUCACAUCAGUUUUCCGAAUGGAAGCUGACACGUGCGGUCGUCUUUGGGUACUAGAUAGCGGCCUUAUUGACGUAACCAUCGAUCCCAAGCAAGUUUGCCCUCCAAAAAUUCUAGUAUUCGAUUUGAAAACCGAUAAAUUACUUUUAAAAUAUGAAUUACCAAAAGAAUUUAUUAAACAAGACGGUUUGUAUUCAAAUAUUAUUGUCGAUGUGCGGGACGAUUGUCGAAGUGCCCACGCUUAUUUAGCAGACGUUUGGAGAUUUGGAAUAGUUGUUUUCAGUUUGGAAAAGAUGAGAUCUUGGAGGGUGACCGAUCAUUUGUUUUAUCCGGAACCUCUAGCAGCAGCAUACAAGGUUCAUAAUUUGGAUUUUGAAUGGACGGAUGGGAUUUUUGGUAUGUCUCUGAGUCCGUAUUAUUCACCCAAUGAAGAUAGGAUUUUAUUUUUCAAUCCAAUGUCCAGUUUUAGAGAAUUCUAUGUUAGAACUUCAGUUAUUCGCAAUGAGACCGGUUGGGCAGAUAUUAAGGAAGCUUUUAGACCAAUUGGGCAAAGUAGAGGAAAAUCGGGACAUAUGUCGGCUUCAAGAAUCGAUCAAAAUGGUGUAAUGUUUUACAAUUUGGUAACUAGGGAUUCUGUAGGUUGUUGGGAUAUAAGGAAACCUUAUAAACGAGCCAAUUUAGGCGUUGUGGCUAAGGAUAAUGAAAAGUUGGUGUUUCCUAAUGACCUAAAAAUCGAUAAAGAAAGGAGACAAAGCGUUUGGGUAUUGAGUAAUAAGUUGCCAUUUUAUCUUUACGCAAAAUUAGAUCCGAAUGAUAUUAAUUUUAGAAUUUUGUCGGCUUAUGUCGAUGAGUCUACGAAAAAUACAAUUUGUGAUCCUAGUUUUAGUUAUUACGAUACAUUCGAAGAAUAUGUAGGAGAUAACGAUUGUUAUUAAAUAUAAUUUUUGCAAUUA